Molecule: messenger RNA, 10026 nt
Organism: Nicrophorus vespilloides
Lineage: Eukaryota; Metazoa; Arthropoda; Insecta; Coleoptera; Silphidae
Gene: stan
Product: protocadherin-like wing polarity protein stan
Exons: 13
Coding region: 20-9844 (3274 amino acids)
Biological process (GO): homophilic cell-cell adhesion; G protein-coupled receptor signaling pathway; cell surface receptor signaling pathway
Cellular component (GO): plasma membrane
Molecular function (GO): G protein-coupled receptor activity; calcium ion binding
Source: RefSeq, a predicted model, not a curated record
GAGAAAAUGUUGGUGAACAAUGUCGAGUUCAAAGGCUCCCGCGAUUGAGAGGAGUCCGCUGCUUCUAGCGUUGCUCCUCUGCCUUCCGUUACUAAGUAACGGUUACCUGCUGCUCGUGACCGAAGAUCAGGCGUCCGGAGACGUCAUCUUCGACGCAUCUGUUUACAGAUUGGGUUCUGAGCGCAGCUACAAGGUCAAUCACGAGAGAUCGGCAUCGUUCGUCGACGACCUCAUCGAAGUCGACCCCCACGAUGGAAUCGUCCGUCUUCUGCAGCCUCUGCACUGCAACUCCUUAUACUACCCCAAUCUCUUCACCGUUCACAUCGACUCCACAUCGAACCGACUGCGAGACAUCGACUACUACAGUCUUCCCCUUCGCAUCUUCAUAGUGGGAGCGGGAUGCAGCGAGGAUCGCAAAGAGGUUACCGACAAUGAUGAUGACCUCUCGGUGGCGGUCGGAAGGAGGAAAAGAAAUGCGAUGAAUCCAUUUCUGCAUCGGGCUCAUCCGAAUGUGAACACUAGAGUCUCGGCUGCGAAACGCUGGAUCUCCGAAACGUACGCCUCGUUUGCAAUACCCACUUCAGAUAAAUGGCAACGCAUCUGCCUGAAGAAGUCCCAAUUCAUCAAUUCGAUAACGGCUUUUCUGCCGCGAAGCAUAGCGAAGAACUGCACCGUGACCUUCGUCGAUCUGAACGACGAUCGUUUCAAGAUCGAGGCGAGUCAAGGGGAUCUCGUUGCCAGCGAAGACGUCUGCAUCCUGGAGCCUCUCUGGAAAGUCGUCGUGCUCUUCAACGCUCAAUGCAGCGGCAACAGAAUCCUCGACUCUGAUCACCGACUGAAGAUCGUCUACCAUCAUCAGAUCUUCAACGAUACAGACAUUGCGAAACGCGUGAGACGCGAAUUACGCAACCAAAGUCCAUUCUUCGAGCAGCAUUUGUACAUUGCAAGCGUUAUGGAGGAGUGUGAUCCAGGUGUUGCAGUCAUCACGAUGAAAGCGAGAGACCCGGAGAACAAUCUGAUGACAUACUCGAUGGUCAGUCUUCUGGAUUCGCGCACUCAAUCGAUGUUCGAUAUCGACACGAAAUCGGGACUAGUUACGACCAGUGUUAAAUUAGAUCGAGAAUUGGUGGAUGUGCAUUAUUUCAAGGUGUUAGCGACGGACGAUAGUUUCCCACCGAGGAGUGGUACAACAAUGCUGCAGAUCAACGUCCUCGACGCUAACGAUCAUACACCAGUCUUCGAGAUGAACGAUUACGAGGCUUCGGUUCGUGAAGGUGUCAGCGUAGGGACAACGGUGAUCACUUUGAAAGCCACGGAUCAGGAUUACGGGAAGAAUUCGGAGGUCGAGUAUAGCAUUCAGAGCGUCUUCGGUGGUGGAACAUCUAAGCCAGAGGAUGACAACAAGGUCUUCAAAAUCGACUCGAAAAGUGGUGUCAUCACAACCAGAUCCAGUUUGGAUAGAGAAACCACGGAAGUUUACACCUUGAUCGUCGAUGCUACAGAUCAGGCCACGCCGCAGAGCGCAAGAAGAUCUGCUAGCGCUACAGUUGUGAUCAACGUGUCUGAUGACAACGAUAAUUACCCUCAAUUCUCUGAGAGGGCGUACACCGUGAACAUCAGAGAGGACAUCAAUUGGUCCGAAAACCCCGUCGUUGCUCACAUAAAAGCUAGUGACGCUGAUCAAGGAGUAAACGCGGCAAUAAGAUACGCAAUAAUCGGCGGCAACACCCAAUCUCAAUUCACCAUCGACAGUCUAUCAGGAGACGUCACGUUGGUGAAGCCUCUGGAUUACGAGAUUUUGCGAAAUUACCGAUUAGUCGUGAGGGCUCAGGACGGAGGUAAUCCUUCCAGAUCCAACACCACGCAACUGUUGAUCAAAGUCGAAGACGUUAACGACAACGCACCUCGCUUUUACACGUCUCUCUUUCAAGAGAGCGUCUCCGAAAGUGUUUCCACCGGAUUCAGUAUACUAAAAGUGCAAGCAUUCGAUAACGAUGACGGUCUCAACGCCAACAUAUUAUAUAAUAUAGCGCCGAGGGAUGCGAGCGGCGCGAGCACCGAAGACAUUCCUUUAACAGUGGAUGCUCAUUCUGGUUGGAUUUACACGACGAAGCAGUUGGAUCGCGAGGAGCAAUCGAAGUACAUGCUUCAGGUGAUAGCACGAGAUCAAGGAAAUCCACCGCUUUCGGCUACAGCGAGUAUAGUGAUAACGGUGCAAGAUGUCAACGACAACGAUCCUGUCUUCGAGCCGAAAGUCUACGAAGCUUUGGUCUCUGAAGACGAUCCUCCUGGAACGCAGGUGACGACUGUCACGGCUUCGGACGCUGAUGAAGAUACGCGUCUUCAUUACGAAUUGUCGAAUGGAAACAGCAGGAACAGAUUUUCGAUUACCUCGCAGAACGGAAGAGGUUUGAUUACGAUUGCUCAACCGUUGGAUUACAAGCAGGAGAAGAGGUACGUUCUGGAGGUGACCGCUUCAGAUUCGGGUGGACGCAAAGAUAAAGCUACGGUUUACGUGAACGUGACGGACGCUAACAAUUUCUCUCCAGUCUUCGAAAACGCUCCGUACUCUGCGAGCGUGUUUGAAGAUGCUAUAGUCGGUACUACCGUUUUGGUUGUGUCUGCAAGUGAUAAUGAUGUUGGUUUGAAUGCGGAGAUUACGUACUCUUUGGGAGAAGACACCAAUUUGGAUAGGCCUCAGGAUUUUACGAUUAAUCCGCAAACUGGGGCUAUAGUUACCGCGAAAACUUUGGAUCGUGAAGUGUUGAGUGGGUAUAUUUUGACUGUGACUGCUAAGGACGGUGGGAAUCCUCCGUUAUCGGAUACCACGGACGUGGAAAUUACAGUGACAGAUGUUAACGACAACUUUCCCAUCUUCCAGAAUACUCCGUAUUCUGGCAGCGUUUCUGAGGAUGCGUUAAUUGGCACGAGUAUUCUGCAAAUUGCAGCCACGGACGCUGAUAUAGGCUUGAACGGAAGAAUCCGUUACACCCUGAGUGAAAAGGAUAUCGAGGAUGGAUCUUUCGUAAUUGAUCCAACGAGUGGAGUGAUCAGAACUAAUAAAGGUUUAGAUCGAGAAUCGGUGGCUUCUUACACUCUGGAAGCUCACGCAAUUGAUAGGGGAAGCCCUCCAAGAAGCUCAACAGUCCCAGUUGUAAUCACCAUACUCGACGUCAAUGAUUCACCUCCAACUUUCGACACAGACAAAAUCGUUCUGUACAUUCCCGAAAACAGUCCCAUUCGCUCGACGGUUGGCGAGAUUCAAGCCAAAGACCCGGACGAGGGUCAAAACGCCAAAAUCGAGUACACCAUCAUCGGAGGUGAAGACUCUAAUUGUUUCUCUUUAGUCGCCAUCCCUGGAACGGAUAAAGCCGAGCUAAUAACAAUGACUGAAUUAGAUUACGAAAGUCCUAAGAAAAAAUACGAUCUCAUAGUUCGCGCUUCGUCCAGACCAUUAAGAAGCGACGUUCCUCUCGAAGUAAUCGUAACUGAUGUUAAUGACAAUGCGCCAGUCCUCAAAGACUUUCACAUCCUCUUCAACAACUUCAAGGAUCAUUUCCCAUCGGCUCCGAUCGGUCGAAUCCCAGCCUUUGAUGCCGACGUCUCGGAUCGUCUUCACUACCGCAUUUUAUCAGGAAACAACGCAAAUUUAGUGGCGCUCAAUGAGACUAGUGGACAAUUACAAUUGAGUCCUCAACUCAACACGAACGUACCGAAAGUUGCAACUAUGGAAGUUUCGGUCACGGAUGGCGUCAACGACGUCAAAGCGAUAAUGCAGCUCUCAGUGAAAUUGAUCACCGAAUCGAUGCUCUACAAUUCCAUCACCGUUCGACUCAACCAGAUGACCAAAGAGGCUUUCCUUUCACCGCUCCUCACCUACUUCAUCGAUGGCCUAGCUGCUAUUCUACCGUGUCCCAAAGAGAACAUAUUCAUCUUCAGCAUUCAAGACGACAUCGAUGUUAACUCGAAGAUUUUGAACGUCAGUUUCUCGGUGAAAAGACCGGACGUUCCUAAAGAGGAAUAUUACACUCAGCAGUUUCUCAAAGAACGUGUCUAUUUGAAGAGGUCCAUACUCGCCGCUAUUUCCACAGUGCAGGUGCUUCCUUUCGACGAUAACCUUUGCGUCAGCGAACCGUGCUUGAAUUACGAAGAGUGUUUAACAGUGCUGAAGUUCGGUAACGCUUCUGGUUUCAUUUCAAGUAGCACAGUCCUCUUCAGACCCAUAUAUCCAGUCACCGCAUUCACCUGCAGAUGUCCACUAGGUUUUACAGGUUCUAAAGAACAUUACCUUUGCGACACCGAGGUGAACCUUUGUUACUCCGCUCCGUGCCAAAACAACGGCACGUGUCGCGUCAAAGAAGGUGGAUACACGUGCGUCUGUCCACCGGAUUUCACCGGUCCAAACUGCGAAAUAAAACUAAACUCGGACACCUGCAAUUCGAACAUCUGCAAGAGCGGAUCGACGUGCACGAAGAGACUGAAAGGCGGUUUCGUCUGCGAGGAUUGUUCACCGGCAACCGGGUCCGAACACUACACGCCACUCUGCGAACUGAAGAGUCGCAGCUUCUCCGCGAAUUCCUUUCUCACCUUUCCCAGCUUAAAGCAGAGACAUCGAAUGCAUCUUCAACUAAGAUUCGCAACGACGAGUCGCAACGGUUUGCUUCUGUACAACGGAAGGUACAACGAACUGCACGACUUCAUCGCCUUGGAAAUCGUUAAUGCUUCGGUGCAGUUUUCCUUUUCGUUGGGAAGCGGUGUUACCAGAGCCACUGCGAGUCUUCCUGGCGGCGUUUCCGAUGGAGAAUGGCACACGGUUACGGUGCAUUACUUUAAUAAAUCUGUUACCAUCUCGUUGGAUGAUUGCGACACGGCUUUAGCUUUGGCGCACGGCGAAGAAUUGGGCGGAAGAUGGGAAUGCGCGGGCUACAGUCAGCACAUCUUGGAGAGUAGAUGCUCUUCGCUUACGGAAACUUGCCAUCGUUUCCUCGAUCUCACUGGGCCGCUGCAGCUCGGCGGACUUCCAACGUUGCCUGAAAAAUUCCAAGCGAUGAAUCAUCAUUACGUUGGAUGCAUCUCCGAUCUUGAGGUGGAUUACCAGUUUGUGGAUCUCAACUCUUUCGUUGCAGACAACGGGACGGUUGCGGGAUGCCCGGAAAAGCGGUCGUACUGCAGUUCGAAGCCUUGCAAGAAUGGUGGAGUUUGCAAAGAGGUUUGGUCUAUGUUCAGGUGCGAAUGUGCGGAGGGAUUCGGCGGAAAGGAUUGCGGGGAGAGCGUGAAUAAACCGUGGAGGUUUGAAGGUGACGGUACUUUGAGUUUUAUACCAACAUCUUUGAGACCCAUUCAGUUACCGUGGAUUAAUUCGAUGACGGUACGCACUUUGCAGCAAGACGCUUUCUUGAUGUCCGGGCAUUUGGGUCAAAAUAGCUCAGCAGUUCUUCAUAUCAGGAAUGGAUUGGUUGCUUACAGUUACAACGGUGAGAGUUUGAACUUUUCCGUUCCGAAAUUCGUUUCCGACGGACGCUGGCAUCGGAUCGACGUGCUUUGGUUGGGGACGGAGAUUAAGAUUUCGGUGGAUUACGGUGAAAGAACAGCCGUUGUUCCUUUCAACAGUAAAAUACAAGGUUUGAUCGUUGGAAAGAUCCUCGUCGGAGGACCGGACGAUACUUUCACCUUCCUCAACGCCGGUUACAACUAUUUCGAUGGAUGCAUUCAAGACGUGAGGAUUGGCAAUAACCAGCAGAUGUUGAACACUCCGACAGCCCGGAAGAACGUUUUGGACGGUUGCGAAUCUAAUGUUAAAUGUACAACAGAAUGCCCAGCGAAUGCGAAUUGCGUCGUCGAAUGGGGAUCCUCCAGAUGCGAGUGCCACGAAGGACACGUCGGUCCUCUGUGCGUUCCCAUUUGCUCCAAGAGUCCGUGCGAAAAUUCCGGACUUUGCGUAGAAGAACUAUCCACAAAAGGCUACAAAUGCGAUUGUAAUUCUACGAUUUACUCUGGAGAGUAUUGCGAGAAUCGUCAGGCUCAACCGUGUCCUUCCAGCUGGUGGGGAUUCCCUUUUUGCGGUCCGUGCCAUUGCGACGUCGAAUCCGGUUACCAUCCGGACUGCAACAAGAAGACGGGUCAAUGCAGAUGCAGGGAGAACCAUUACCAGCCUCCUGGAACGACGCAAUGCUUACCGUGCGAUUGUUACCUGACCGGUUCUUACAGUGCGAUCUGCGAUCAGCAGAGUGGACAGUGCAGAUGCAAGGACGGAGUUAUUGGAAAGAAGUGCGAUUCUUGUCCGAAUCCUUACGCGGAGAUAACGCUGCAAGGAUGUGAGGUCGUUUACGACGGUUGCCCGAGGAGCGCCUCGGAUGGAAUUUGGUGGCCGAGGACGUCUUUCGGCGCGGAAGCCACGGAGACGUGUCCCAAAGGCACACUGGGGAAAGCGUCAAGAUCGUGCGAUAAUCAGCUAGGAGGAUGGCAAUCCCCGGACCUCUUCAACUGCACCUCGGAAAAGUUCGUGGAACUACGCGUGAAGCUCUCAGCUAUAGAGAAAGAAACGGAUAGGAUUAACACUUUCGACGCAAUCAAUCUUGCCUCAGACUUACACAAAGCCACCAAUCACACAUCGAAUCUUUAUGGAGCAGACGUACUCAUCACCAAUGAUCUGAUCAUGGAGCUGCUGAAGCACGAAUCUCAAGUGCACGGAUUAAACUUGACGCACAGCCAAGAUAAAGACUACAUCUCCAAUUUGGUGUUAUCAGCUAGCUCGAUACUAGAUUCAAAGUAUUCUGAACAUUGGAAACGCAUCAAAGAGUUGACAGAAUCGAGCGGAGAAAAACUGAUUGCAUCCUUCGAAAAGUACAUCAACGUCCUUUGCGAGAGCAAAAGCGACAUCUACACAAAUCCAUUCGAAAUCGUUGCCUCUAACGUCGUUCUUGGUUUAGAUAUUAUUACCCCGGAUUCUCUUUACGGCCAAGAAAAGAACAGCAUUUCAAUCAUCUCCCCAGACAAUAGUUUCACAACUGAAAGAGUGGUAAUACCAGAUACUUCGCAAUUCUUGGAAAACUCUGAAUCGACUCAAUCGUUGGGUCCAUUAGUCUCGUUCCCGAAGUACAACAAUUACCUAAAAGACAAAAGCAAAUUCGACGUCAACUCGAAAAUUUUGGUACCGCUGAAAUUGCUUGGGAUAAAGCCUCUGGAGAUUGGCGAGCUGAGCACGAAGAACUCUAAACCUCUUUCUGGACCUGUCAUCAGUUACGUCCAAUACAAGCAAGCCGGAAAUCUGCUACCAGAUCUCUACGAUGAUUCCGUGGUGAGAAGAUGGGGUGUUGACAUAGCAAUUGGCUCACCGCUAAUUUCCCUAAGCAUCUUAAUACCCGAAUACGUGGAAGCUGUUAAUAAAACGAUAACUGAAAGGAAGAUAACGUUCGAAGAUAUCAAAGAACCUGAAUACAGUUUCCGGGAUUUUGAGAAGAAGAGUUUCAGCGAAGGCGCGAUUAGGGGACACGAAAAUGAGGCCCAAUAUUACAGAUUGGAGAGGGCGAAAAGGGAUGAGAGUGAGACCAGGAAGGUGUUGUUCAGGAGUUUAUCGGGAGUGAUGCUGCAUCUUCCGGUGCGUCUCCAGAUUUGGUUGGACGACGAGAAGAUGAUCUUCAACGAGAGAUCGAAUCCGCAAUGCGUCCAUUGGUCCACGGCAAGAGGGUUCGGCGAAUGGAGCAGGGUUGGUUGCCGGACGGAAGUCAACGAUGAUUGGUUCGAUAGAUACGACGGAGGUCCUCUAUUGGUCAAUUGCACCUGCAAUCAUCUAUCCACGUUUGCCGUGCUCGUAGACGUUGUCGAUCUUGAGUACAUUCCUGAGCCAUCUCUACUCGAGGAUAUAUCCAGUUACAGCUGCUUUUCGCUAUCUCUUCCUAUCCUCUUCGCGACAUACCUGAUCCUCGCGUUCCUUCGUGGAGCUCAGACCAACUCUAAUACGAUUCGCAAGAACCUGGUGCUCUGCGUUUUUCUCGCGGAACUGCUGUAUUUCGUGGCGCUGAAAGCGAGAAAACCCAUGGUGGGUAACGAAUUUGGGUGUAAAUUGGUGGCGAUGGGUUUGCAUUACCUGUGGUUAGGAGCGUUCGCUUGGAUGCUCGUCGACGCUCUUCAUCUCUACCGAAUGCUGACGGAGAUGCGCGACAUCAACCAUGGCCCUAUGCGAUUCUACUACUGCAUCGGAUACGUCCUUCCGGCGAUCAUCGUGAGCAUGGCCGUGGGAGUGCGAGCCCAUCAAUACGGAAACUAUUAUUUCUGCUGGGUUUCUCUUUACGAGAGCGUCAUUUGGAGCGUCGUUGGACCAAUAGGAAUAUUCGUUUUCUUCAAUGUGGGUGUCCUGAUGUUCGCCGUGCGAGCGGCUUUCACUCUGCAAGACCACGUCAUGGGUUUCGGAAAUCUUCGAACUUUACUCUGGGUCUCGGUGGUGGCGCUGCCGUUGUUAGGGGCGUCGUGGGUGUUGGCGUUGUUGGCCGCCUCAGAGAAACACCCCCUUCUGACUCCGAUCCUAUCAUUGGCUGUCCUCGUGCACGCUCUCUUCUCGUUGCUGGGAUACUGCGUUGCUAAUAACAGAGUAAGGCAGAACUUGGUUAGAACCAUUUUGAGGUGCAUGGGUAGAAAAGUACCUUUGCUGGAGACGAAUUCGGUGGCUGGAGUGGCUAGCACUAGCAGCCAAAAUCUGAACGCCCAAUCGAGAUCCGCCUUGGCGUAUCACAGCUCAGCCAUGGAUGCAGCUAGGAGGAAUAUAGGUAUUUCCACUUCGAGUACUACGUCCAGAUCCACCACCAAGACUAGUUCAAGUCCCUACAGGAGCGAUACCCAUUUGAGACAUACCUCUACGAGUACUUCUAAUUACAAUUCGACGAGCGAUGUUCCUUCGUAUCUUAGAGGUUUCGAGCAGGACGGUGGUAUGCAUAGGCACAGGGAGGUGGUAGAGGACAGUGGGCGUAGAGAUCGCAGAGAUGGGCGUGACAGUGAUUCGGAUUCGGAUGGAUCUGAAGGGCGGAGCCUCGAAUUGGCUUCCAGUCAUUCCAGCGACGACGACGAAUCAAGCGCGCGUAGACACCGGGGCAGGAUGGGCGGAAGGCAGGGUUAUCUUCCGAACAUCACCGAACAUGUUGUCACCAGGUGCGGCACGCCUCCCGCCCUCAACGUCGUCACCAAAUCGCAGCUGUUUCCAUCGGUGCAACCGUACGCGCCCAGAUGGUCCAGCCAAUUACCCGAGGCAUAUUUGCACAGUCCACCAGUGCCUGAAGUCGGAAGAUGGUCUGCGGAGACGGGCUCGGACAACGAGUUCUGCCACAAGAGCCCGAAUCCGCUACCCAAUCCGGAUAUAACCCCAGACACGUGUCUGCCAUCCAACCAAUCGGAGCAGUACAUGAUGCGCGCCCACUACGAUCCUCAGUAUGUUACGAACAUGGCGCAUACCAAAGCCGAGUACAUGGGUAAACUGGUGUCACCGCACGAGAACAUCAACUACCAGGAAUAUGCAGAGAGAUGCUCAGACCUCGACGAGAAACACCACAUCAACGACAAAUACUUGUUCCCAUACACAGCCGAGGAAGACCAUAUGGCAUCCCAUAAUAAUUACAUGCAUCACCCAUCCAGUAGAAUCAUGUCCCCAAUCACAAACGACGUAAACAAUCCCGGGAUGGAUUAUCAUGGGUCCAGGAUGGGAUCGAGGAUGGGCUCGGUGCUGGGUUCGGUGCACGGUUCGAUAUGCGGAAGCACCAGGGGUUCCCCAUCUCCAUUGAUGCCUCCCGUCACGAUGAUGCAUUCCAACCAUCAUCCGGUGGAUCCUACGCAAUUUUCUUCUUUCCGAUUGGUUUAGAUGGUGUUGGGAAUAUGGCAUUAACAAAUAACGGGAGUGGUAGUGGGAAAAUAAAUCAGGCAAAGAAAAAAAAUAUAAUUAAUAUUUAGAGAAAGGGAAAAAAUUAUAUAAAAUUAACCAAAAACAUUAAUAAUCGAGAUAAUAUACAUAGGGAGACAAUGCAAUGUAUUUUUGUUAUUCUG